GUUGCAUUUGUUGUUUUUAUUGUUUAAACAAACAUAUACUCACUAGAUAUUAGAAAGGAAUACCAAUUGAAAUGCCAGGAAUGCCACACGCCGCGUUUCGGCCAUUUUCGGUUACAUUCGACAAAUUUCGGAUAUUCGUUAUUGUGGUGGCACGUUGCCACGCAGUGUGCGCGUUACAUCGUUGUUUGGUACCUUGUUUUCCGUCUUUCUUUUUUUUUAUUCACUUUUUUUCAAUAAUUUUAUUCAAAUCGAACAUAAAACCGUUCGAUUGUAAAGUCAAAUUCGCAAUGACGCCACCAAUGGAAAGAAUACAAAUCCUCGAAACGAUCGAGAAGGAUAUUAUCGUGUGUCUACAGAGUGCAGGCCAAGCUUUUGUGGAGCUCAGUAAAGAGAAAUCUAGCUUGAAACAAGCUGAAGCGCAGACUCAACAGUUUUUAAAGACAUUAGGACACGUGGAAUCCAAGUUAAGCGAACAAAUCAAUUAUCUAACUCAAGUUUCUACAGGACAACCACACGAAGGUUCUGGAUAUGCUAGUCAAAAGGUGCUUCAAAUGGCAUGGCACAGAUUAGAACAUGCACGAAGCAGAGUAAACGAAUUAGAGCGUAUUAAAAAUAAACAAAGAUGAAUGUAUUGAAUGUUUUCUUUUCUGAAUGAUUAUUUUUAAUGUAAUGAUAAUGUGAAUGUUUCAAUCAAAUCUGUCUGGUUUGAAAACCUACACGGUGGAUACGUUCCUAAUAAUGUUCAUUUGAACAAUAAUAAAUAUCAGAUUUUGCAUUUAAGACAAAUAAGACGUUCAACUGAUUCAUAUAUAUAUAUAUAUAUAUAUAUAUAUCUUUGUGUUUUUAUUACAAUGGCACUGUGUGAAGAUUUUACAGAAAGAACAUUCCUAUUGUCAAACUCAAAUUUGAAUCGUGUUAGAAGAUACAAAUAUGACAAAACGCAAAUCAUUAAGAAUUUAUCAAGAACAUUUAAGGUACCGACCCAUCCACAACACCCAUGCUACGUUUCACCGUUGCAGCUAAAGAAAGUCUCGAUCUUCUCUCUUCAUCCAAUUGUUUCGUUAAUAAUGACAUUUGCGACUGUAAAUCUGUCAUUUGAUUUUUCAGUGUUCUAACUGUUUCCGAUAAUGUCCUAUUUAAAAUGAGCGGAUAUGUAAAAGACGUAUAUUAUAUUUAUAAUUAUGGAAAAAAUAGUUGUAACAAAAUUAAA
Molecule: messenger RNA, 1210 nt
Organism: Frieseomelitta varia
Lineage: Eukaryota; Metazoa; Arthropoda; Insecta; Hymenoptera; Apidae
Gene: MED11
Product: mediator of RNA polymerase II transcription subunit 11-like
Exons: 3
Coding region: 72-626 (184 amino acids)
Biological process (GO): regulation of transcription by RNA polymerase II
Cellular component (GO): mediator complex
Molecular function (GO): transcription coregulator activity
Source: RefSeq, a predicted model, not a curated record